AUGGGUUCUCUUGGUGACCGUCCCACCUUUGAGGUGCUGGACGACGCCCGCCCGGACGACACGUCCCUGCCCGCCUUCAUGGUCUCCAAGACCAGGGGCUUCCUGCCGCGGGCGGACCCCAUCGUCGAGCUGCCGGCGGAGUUCCGGGCCCUCGAGUCCCUCCUCACGCGCAUGCCCAUCAAGAGGCUCGACGGCGAGCCGGGCCUCCUGGCCGCGGGCGAGCUCGGGGACGCCCUGGCCAGGGAGCUGCCCGACCUCACCGACGCCAUGGACCUCUACAAGGACAACCUGCCGCUGAUGAACGCCCUCUACCGCGACUACUCCUUCCUGGCGUCGGCCUACCUGCUCGAGCCGUGCCACCUGCGGUUCCUGCGCGGCGAGGACUACGGCCUGGGCCGCCAGACCCUGCCUCGCAACAUCUCCCGUCCCAUUGCCCGCUGUGCCGAGCUGACCGGCUUCCUCCCCUUCAUGGAGUACGCCGGCAGCUACGCGCUGUACAACUACCGCCUCGAGGACCCCUCCCAGGGCCUGCAGUACGACAACCUCCGCCUCAUCCGGGCCUUUGAGCUCGGCCUGGACCCCACGUCGUCCGAGGCCGGCUUCGUGCUGGUGCACGUCGACAUGGUCAAGAACUCCGGGCCCCUCGUCGCGGGGACCUGCGCCUGCCUCGAGGCGGCCGCCAACAACAACAACAAGGCAGGAGGAGGAGGCCUCGCGGGCGCCGACAAGCGCCGGGCCUUCAACGCCGGGCUCGCGGGCAUCCUGUCGUCGCUGCAGGGCAUCAACGCCACCAUGGAGACCAUGUGGAUGAAGUCCAAGCCGCGCGGGUACCACAGCUUCCGCACCUUCAUCUUCGGCAUCACCUCGCAGAGCAUGUUCCCCCGCGGGGUGGUCUACGAGGGCCUGUACGGCGACGAGCCGCAGCAGUUCCGCGGCGAGUCGGGCGCCAACGACUCGAUGAUCCCCAUGAUGGACAACUUCCUGCAGGUGCCCAUGCCCGACACGCCGCUGACCGAGAUCCUCAAGGACUUCCGCAAGUACCGGCCCAGCAACCACCGCGAGUUCCUCGUGCACGUGCGCGACGAGUCGCUGGCCGUCGACGCCAAGGCCUACGCGCUGGGGCUCGGGCGGCACGCGCUGUCGGCGUCGGCGCCGGGCGACGAGGCAGAGAGGCAGCUGCUGAAGGAGUCGCGCGCGCUGUGGAUCCAGAUCAUCGACCAGGUGCGCGACUUCCGGUGGCGGCACUGGUGCUUCGGCAAGGAGUACAUCCUCAAGAUGACGUCGCACCCGACGGCGACGGGCGGCAGCCCCAUCGUGACGUGGCUGCCGAACCAGCUGUCGGCGGUGCUGGCCGAGAUGGUCAACGUGCACCGGGCCAUGGGCGAGCCGGACCUCGGGGACAAGGUGGCGGGCAUCCUGGAGCACGCGGCGCGGCAGAAGGAGACGCUGGCCAAGGAGGUGGAGAAGUACUGCCAGGAGCGCGGCGUGAGCAAGUGA
Molecule: messenger RNA, 1497 nt
Organism: Thyridium curvatum
Lineage: Eukaryota; Fungi; Ascomycota; Sordariomycetes; Thyridiales; Thyridiaceae
Exons: 2
Coding region: 1-1497 (498 amino acids)
Molecular function (GO): heme binding; metal ion binding
Source: RefSeq, a predicted model, not a curated record